AUGAGGUUACUUGGAUUCACCCUGUUUGGAUCUGUCGUCGCAUCAUAUGCGCUGAAAGAGCAUCAUGACAUUCCAUCUGGCUGGAGAAUGGUGCGCCCGGCCGACAAGAGCCGCACCAUGUACCUCCAGAUUGGUUUGGCCCAGGGCCGGAUGGAUGAAAUAAUUCGCAACUUGGAGGAAGACGCUGCUGAAACGCUUCUGCAGACCAAAUACUCCGAGUUCCACCAUUCAGAAACAAAUUCCCUUGCCGUUCGCUCCCCGUCAUGGUCGCUCCCAGCGCAUCUUCAUGGCCACAUCGAGUCAAUCCAGCCCACUACCUCUUUUCUUUUUGCGGCGUCCCCUCUCCGGCCCCGCCAGGACAAUAGCGAAGACCUCAAUCAAGCCGCUACGGAGGAAGCCUCCACCCCAGGCAGUGUCCCCUUCUUGGACCUCCUCCACCUCCCCAAGAACCUCACGGUAUCCCAAGCCUGCAACGCCAGCGCCGUCACCCCCCUCUGCAUCCGGGUCCUUUACGGUGCCCACUCCUACGCGCCGAAAGCUGCCCACCAGAACAGCAUGGCUCUCGUCAACUACUCGGGAGAGUUCAACAACCUCACCGACCUCGACCUGUUCCUCCGCCUCUACCGUCCCGAUGCCCAAGCCUCCUUCAUCUCUCACCCAGUCGCCGGCGGAAUCAACUUCCAAACCCCUCUAACACCCGCACAGCGCGCCCAACGCGACGGCCGCGAAGGCGCUCUCGACGCGCAGAUUCUCUUCGGCAUUGCCGCUCCGACGCCCCUCAUCGCGUACACCGUGGGAGGGGCGCUCCCACCUUUCAUCCCCAGCGAAACGAUAACGACCAACACCAACGAACCCUUCCUCACCUGGCUGCAGUACAUGCUGGCCUUACCGGACGAGGCGCUUCCUCGCGUGGUCGCCACGUCGUAUGGUGACGACGAGAGCACCGUGCCCCCCGCUUAUGCGCGCCGCGUGUGCGAGGGCUUUGCACAGCUGGGUCUGCGCGGGGUGACGAUCGUUUUCGGGGCCGGGGACUGGGGCGUGGGUAAGCCUGAGGUUUGCGCGGACAAGGAAUUCGUGACGUCCUUUCCUGCGUCUUGUCCGUACGGAACGUCCGUGGCGGCUACGCGUGGAGUGGUGAAAGAGGAGGUGGCCUAUAAUGACGGCAAUGGCUUUGUCUCGGGGGGUGGCUUCAGUCGCCAUUUCAAGCGGCCGGGUUACCAGAGCGGGAAAAGGAGUGUGGUCGAUGCGUAUCUGGGUGGUGUGGUUAAAAGGGAGUAUGAAGGAAGAUAUCGUAGGGAGGGGAGGGCAUACCCGGAUGUGGCGGCGCAGGGGUACAGACGACCGAUCGUGUGGGAUGGGAAAACCUAUCUGGUCGAUGGCACGAGUGCUUCGGCCCCGACGUUUGCGGCUAUGGUGGCCUUGGUGAACGAUGCGUUGCUUGCGGCCGGGGAGCCACCGAUGGGGUUCCUGAACCCUUGGUUGUAUGCUGGUGGGCAUGAGGCGUUUACGGAUGUCACGCUUGGGAGCUCAAAGGGAUGCAAUACCAGCGGAUUUCAUGCUACGCCGGGCUGGGAUUCCGCCAGCGGGUUUGGGACACCGUGGUUUCCAAAGUUUAAGGAGUUGGCUAUGAAUAGGAGGUUUCGGCAACAGCGGCCGUGGUACUGGCCAGCGGUGGGGGUAAAAUAA
Chaetomium globosum CBS 148.51 is the source of this 1686-nucleotide messenger RNA. RefSeq lists its product as uncharacterized. Gene Ontology annotation, biological process: proteolysis. The transcript has 3 exons. The record is from RefSeq and is a predicted model, not a curated record. Lineage: Eukaryota; Fungi; Ascomycota; Sordariomycetes; Sordariales; Chaetomiaceae. The coding region runs from base 1 to 1686 and encodes 561 amino acids. Gene Ontology annotation, molecular function: serine-type endopeptidase activity; tripeptidyl-peptidase activity.